UUCCGCACGCUAUACCCUUCAGUUAGCAGCCCUUCGGUCUCCUAGCAACUGCUACAAACCUUGUAGUGCAUCUCUUUGUGUGUGGAGGAGUGUUUGUUGCGUAGUGAAAAUUUUAGUUUUGUUUUUGUUUGUUUGUUAGUUUAUUAUUAUUUUUUUUUUGUAAUAAUGAAUAGUGAUAUAAAUCAGGAAACGUUACAGGAGCUUUACGCAUGGAUCGACCAAAUUCCUCUCUCCAGACCUAAACGAAAUAUAGCCAGGGAUUUUGGUGAUGGAGUUAUGGCAGCAGAGGUUGUGAAGUACUUUUUUCCAAAACUUGUAGAACUGCAUAACUAUAUACCAGCAAACUCCACCCAACAAAAACUCAGUAACUGGGGGACAUUGAACAGGAAGGUGUUUUCCAAGUUUAACUUUCAUGUACCAGAAGAAACUGUAAAAAAGAUUAUUUUAAGUACAAAUGGAGUUAUUGAAACUGUCCUCUGCACACUAAGAGAUAGGAUUGAAGAGAAACGUGCUGGGAAACCCCUCACUCAGAUACCCCAGGGGCAACUACAGGAUUUGGGAUAUUAUAGUAUCACUGAUCAAAAGCCAUCAGAAGAAUAUGUACAGAUUUCCAAGCAGUCUAAUAUUCAAAUGCAGAAGCAAGAGGAAUGGAAAUAUACACAGAGAGACAGACCAGGACACAACAUUAACCAGCAUGCCCAUUUGGAUCCUUCAGUACGUCUACUAAUGGAGGAAAAAGAUCAGGCACUGCUAGCUCUACACGAGACUGUGGAGAUUUUGCAAAUGAAAGUGCACCGACUGGAGCAUCUGGUACAGCUGAAAGACCUGCGCAUUGAAGAUUUAACAAAACACUUGGAAAAAUAUAAAUCAAGACCUUAUAUCAAAUGAAGUCAGUUCAGAACAUUCAAAAACAAUUAGUCUUAAUACAAAUAUUCUGCUUUCAAAUAUAAUGGAUGUUGCUCUUAAUUAGGCUUAGUAACAAAGUGUUAAAAUAAGAAGCAUCAGGGAAUUGAAUCUGGUAUGCAUAGAAUCAGGGAUCACAUGUAUUAAAAAUACCUCUUGAGAUACUGUAUGGGGAUAUAAACCCAACUAGAGAUGGUUCUAUUUUCCUUUCUUGCAACUUGUAAGUGUAAGGAAAUACUGUCCUUAAACUUUUUUUUGUGCUAAGACACUUAAGAUUUACAAGUUAGAAUAGAACUGUCUUAUUUCUAUCUUUUCUUUGGUGUUUCUCUAUGGGUUGGUAUUACAUUUUCUAUAUUUAUUUAAGACCAGGCACUCACAGGUCAAUACUCUUUCCAGAGGUUUUGCAGAAAGUCACUUUUCUUGCAGUUGGGGUUGCCUGGUUUUCUAAAUAUACAAUGCAUGUCAUAUAUAUUUUAUAACCAAUUCAUCCAAUUAAACCAGCCAUGGAUAGAUUGCUAUGGGCUAUAGAUAAUUUUGGGUCUGUGAUAUGAGCACCCAUAGGAAAUGGGCUGACAUCACAUGAACUUGCUUUACAUUGACUCUAACUGACAUCAGAUGAAAAUGUUUUUAUAAUCUACAGUACCAACAUUGUUCAAAUCUAAUUAGUGACUUAAAGGCUGAUUUUGUGUAUCCUAUUACCAAUCCUCUAAGAUACAUAUAUCAAACAGUAAAUAACAUAAAAGCAAAGAUUCCUCCUUAGAUCUUCAUACUUAGAUCAGUCCCAGGGCAGCAGGUCUGUUUGAACUCCCCAAUGCUCUGGGAAUAGUUUCCUACAUAUUCUUCAAACCUAUUUGUGGCCAGGCUUAUUUUCUACUUUUUGAGUGUUAGUUUUCUCCAUGCAUAGAAUACUGAGGUGCCUUCUCAUAAAAAAUCACUAAUAUUUUGUUAUAAUUUCUACUAUCUACUUACAAUAUGUACUGAAGACUUAUAAUUGUAUUAGUUUUACAAAAAUGCAUUCUUAUAUUUAGCACUCUACUACAUAAUUCACAAUGAUACUGGUAUCUCUACUGUGUAUGGAACUCAUAUUGCUCGCUCUACAAUGUAACAAAGUGGCUCUUGAAAUACAAGGGCUCAGAAGUUUUAAAGGUAAAUGGUAAUAAAGAAAUAUGGAAUUUUACCAGAUGAGGAAGGCUCUUCUAUAAGACCUAUUCAAUUGAUCUAAACGGUUUGAUAAUUAAAAUAUGACUUUUUGUGUAAAAAGGUUAACAGCUCAUAGUCUCUGAAGUGUACUUCUGCAUGUAAAAAUGUGUAGGAUCAUAGUUUGAUUUAUUUAGCUCUGCCUCUAUUAGGUCAAUUGAAUAGAUAAACCCCAGUAUGCUGAAGAAAGGCAACAGGAAGUACAUCUAUAGAAAGUUAGGUACACCGUUAUUCUUUCAGUACAUUUUUAACUAUGGUCAGCCAUUCACAGUGAAAUGUUAGAAAUAUAAGAGAAAAAAAAUAGAAAGUGUGGGUCCAAAAAGAGGACACAGCUGAGAAUGAAAAAGAAAAUACAAAUAAGAUUGAAAAAGAAAAGUGCAGCAAUUUGUAAUACUUUCAUAACUUUGACAAUCACUAGUUUACCAAUUGCACCAGCAUAAUAAUAUUUUGGUAGUUUAUGAGUCUGCUAUAUACAUUUUAUAUAGGAGACAUUUUUGUAAAAGAAAGCUAAUGAUCUUGUUUUUCCAUUCAUUCUUGUGGUUUUAAAAAUGUAUCAUAAACUUUGUGUAAUCCGGUAAUGCUGUUUGCAGUGUAGAUGUAAAUGUGAAACGAAAAGUAAACAUUUCAGUAAAUAUGUUGAUGUUGAUUGUGAUGUAGUACUUUAAUUAAAGGGUAUAAAUAUGGUA
Molecule: messenger RNA, 2786 nt
Organism: Acipenser ruthenus (sterlet)
Lineage: Eukaryota; Metazoa; Chordata; Actinopteri; Acipenseriformes; Acipenseridae
Gene: spef1
Product: sperm flagellar 1
Exons: 7
Coding region: 166-888 (240 amino acids)
Biological process (GO): regulation of cytoskeleton organization
Cellular component (GO): axoneme
Molecular function (GO): microtubule binding
Source: RefSeq, a predicted model, not a curated record